AUGAGGUCUGCUUUGAGCGUUGAUCCUGACUGUAAAAGAACGGCCGUGUUUACUAUCCCGGCAGACACCCGGGUGCUAUCCUCUACGGUGGGCGUGGCCAGCUAUCUUAGUUGCCUGGUAACCGAAGAGGACCAGGCCAAGAUGAACAAAGUGAGCACAUCGAGCCUCUUCAACGAGGCACAACAGGCACUGAAUCGGGUUGGAAGUUUGGAGAAAGACGCUGGAGUCCAAAGGUUUCAAGCGAAAACUGAAUACUUGGAGUGCAAAUUCAGUGAUGAGAGGCAUGAAGAAGAAAUGGAAGCUUCGGUGCUCCACCAUGUAAGCUUCCAUCAGUUUCGGAUGGAAGUCCGCCAGCUCGAGUUCGAGCUCAAAGAGCAAGUCCGGCAGAAGGACAUGUACAUGGUGCUCAGAGAGCAAAAAGACGAGGCCCUCAAAGAUCUUCCUAUUCUUCGAGCAGAGCUGGAGAAAGCUCAAAAGGAGGCUUUUUCCGUGAAACGAGAGCAUGCCGAACUGGUCGAGAAGCUCUGGGCCGAGAUGAAUGAGCUAAAAACUUUGACCGAGACGCUGAGGAGCAGGAUAGACCUUCUGGCCUCGAAAAAAGAGGCCAAAGAGGAGUUGGCGUCGGUUAAGGACCAGCUCCAGGUGGCGAAGGACAAGGCCGACAAGUGCAAAGGCUCGUUUAAUAACAAAGGCCUAAUAUGUAAAGCGACUGUCCGGAGCGAGACCCUCGAGGAGAUCCAUGACCGGGGAUUUGAUGUGUCGGCCGAGAUUGAAGAGGCCAAGAGGCUCGAGGCCGAGGCAAAAGAGCUAUACGAGCUUGAAGGUUUCGGUGCUGAGUUGAGCUCUGGUGAAGAUUAG
This is a messenger RNA of Nicotiana attenuata, 858 nucleotides long. Its product is annotated as tropomyosin-like. Bases 1 to 858 code for a protein of 285 amino acids. The transcript is spliced from 5 exons. NCBI's taxonomy places the organism in Eukaryota, Viridiplantae, Streptophyta, Magnoliopsida, Solanales, Solanaceae. The record is from RefSeq and is a predicted model, not a curated record.